CAGGCUGCAGAGACCGCUCCGGACUAGGGUCCUUGUCUAUGUCUGGAUGUAUGGGAACUUAUUUCAGAUCCAAAUUAGUUUUUUCCCCCAUUUUUUUUCUAUUUUAAUUAGUUUUAGUUAGUCAGAGCUUACCUGCCUUGCAGCUGUUUCGAUCAGGGUGAGAAAAACUAACAACUGUCUGUGUGAAACUACUUGAAAACAUCCAUUACUAUUCAGUAUCUUUGGGGUUUAAUGUUCAAAUUGGUAUCUGAUUGCAUACUGACUCAUAUCUGGUUUAGCUGCAUAUAGGAAGUACACCUCGUGGGGGUUUUUUAGCACUGAAGGAGUUUCAGGCUGUAGUGUGUGUGUGUGUGUGUGUGUGUGAGCAUUUUGAGGUGUCCACUUUCAGAAGUGGCCUUGUACUGUAGUUAGAAUGGGACCCAAGUUGUAAGGUGGAAGGAGCAUGCUGAAACGUGGUGGAAAAAGUAGCUAUAACCCCUACUCCACAAGUCAGAGAGUUAAAAAAGGGGAGUCCAAAGGCAAAGACAGGCUGGACAUUCUGCCCAACAAGCACAACAUAUGGCUUAAACAGCUGUCCAUUCUCCAGGAGCAACCGAGGAAAGAUGGAGGCGAUGCCACCCUCUCCUCUUCACCCUCCUCUUCUUCCUCAACGCUUACACCAACCCCCAUCGGCCUUCAGGACCCCUCCCUGUCCUGCCCGGGCACCCCGAGCCCUCAGCAUGGCAAGCUGGCCUCGAUACAGGGAGUGGGCUGCCCGUCUCCUGUGGCCACCCUGAAGAGGCCGACGGCGUUGAGCCGACACGCCAGCGCUGCAGGGUUCCCUCUCCCAUCGUGGGUCCACACAAGAGGUCAGGGGAAAGGAGCUUUGACCCCGUCUCCUCAGUCAGAGACCCCAGAGAGCACAGUCAUCGAGGUGGAGGACAUCCCGGCGCUGCUGAGGGACGUGGCACGCUUUGCAGAGGCUGUGGAGAAACUGAAGGAUGUCGUGCUGACUGAGGGUAAGGAGAGCCAGCGCCCCGUGGCCCAUGAGUGUUUGGGGGAGGUGCUGCGCGUCCUGCGUCAGGUAAUCAACACAUAUCCUCUGCUUAACACCGUUGAGAUCCUCACCGCUGCUGGGAAACUCAUAUCCAAGGUUAAAGGUUUCCACUAUGAGGCCUGCAACGAGGCAGAUAAGAAGGACUUUGAGAAGGCAAUUGAAACCAUUGCAGUUGCUUUUAGCAGCAAUGUGUCUGAGCUGCUGAUGGGAGAAGUGGACAGCAGCACGUUGCUCUCACUGCUGCCUACUGAGAAAAGCAGGUCGAUGGAGAACUUGUACGCCGCUGCAGGCCAUGGAGCAGACGGGGGACACUUCCGGAGCGACCUGCAGGACAUGGGCAGAGUUGAGGAAGCAGAUCUGAUCCUGCAGCGCAGCGAGGGAGGGGUGGACUCAGCUCUGCUCUAUGCCAAGAACAUUUCCAAGUACAUGAAGGACCUGAUAUGCUACGUGGAAAAGAGAACUUCGCUGGAGGUGGAGUUCUCCAAAGGCCUCCAGAGACUAUAUCAGUCCUGCAAACACAACAUAACUCAUCCCCAGAUGCCCCUCUUCUCCAUCUACUCUCUGGCUCUAGAGCAGGACCAGGAGCAAAGUAUUGGACUGCAGCAAGCCACCAUUACCCUGCACACCCAGAUCUUCAUCCAGCCUCUGAUGCAGCGCAAACAGGAGCACGAAAAGAGGCGGAAGGAGAUCAAGGACCACUGGAUUCGAGCCAAGAGGAAACUGAUGGAGUGUGAGGCAAACCUGCGGAAGGCCAAGCAGGUCUUCGUGGUCCGCUGUGAGGAGCACGAAAAGGCCAAAACAGCAACCUGCCGAGCUGAGGAGGAGGGAGGGGGAUCUACUGCAAAGUCUCUGGAGAAGAAGAAACGUCUGGAGGAAGAGGCUCGCAACAAGGCAGACGAAGCAGAGGCCACCUAUCGUACCUGUAUAGCAGAUGCCACCACUCAACAGCUGGAGCUUGAGCACACAAAGGUUACAGUGCUGAGGCAGCUGCAGGAUAUCAUCAAACAGAGCGAUCAGACCCUCCGCUCGGCCACCAUUUCCUACUACCAGCUCAUGCACAUGCAGACGGUAGCCUUGCCGGUCCAUUACCAGACUCUGUGUGAGAGCAGCAAACUGUACGACCCCGGCCAGCAGUACGCUGCUCACGUGAGAGACCUGCAGCUGCCUGAGCAGCCCACCAUCCACUACACGUUUGAGGCAUACUCCCCCUCCAGCUCAUCAUUACCCCACGGCCACAGACCGAGAAAUGACAGUUUCAACACUGACACGAAUACGAGUCAAACCGAGGGUCCUGCCAUCAGCGUGGAUCCCGCAGCUGCAGAAUCAGAGGCUCAGCGCAAGAAGCAGGGUCACAAGUCGUGGGGCUCAACCGUGAGUAAUGACAGUGUUGGCGGAGAUGGAGGCCUGGAUUCUCCCACUGCCAGCACAAGUGACAUUGCCAAAAUAGCUCGGACAUCAUCUACUGGAACGAUGUCGUCUGAUGAGGAUGUAGAUGAGAAAGAUGGAAAUGUGUCCUCAUUUGAGUCUCCAAAUAUUAACGGCAUGGAUCCAGAUGUGGUGGUGUCCACCAGACCUUUCCGUAACAUUGGCCUGUCCAAAGCAGCCCAGACCCAUCGGCUGAGGAAGCUACGAACUCCUGCCAAGUGCCGCGAGUGUGACAGCUAUGUUUACUUCCAGGGAGCCGAGUGUGAGGAGUGUUUUCUGGCAUGUCACAAGCGCUGCCUGGAGACUCUGGCCAUCCAGUGUGGUCAUAAGAAGCUGCAGGGUCGCCUGCAGCUGUUUGGCAGGGACUUCUCUCAGGUGGCCAGCUGCGCCAGCGACUGCAUCCCCUUCAUCAUCACCAAGUGUAUCUCAGAGAUUGAAAGACGUGCACUCAAGAUGAAGGGAAUUUACAGGGUAAAUGGGGUAAAAACUCGUGUGGAGAAACUGUGCCAGGCCUUUGAGAACGGCAAAGAACUGGUGGAGUUGUCUCAGUGUUCACCGCACGACAUCAGCAACGUCCUCAAACUUUACCUCAGACAGUUACCGGAGCCCAUCAUGCCGUUCCACCUGUACAACAAGCUGAUGGGACUGGCCAAAGAGAGCCUGCAGAGUGACGGAGACUCGCCAGAGGGAGAGGAGGCCGAGCCGAGCACCACCAACCCGGCAGUGGUCAGGGGGCCUGAACUGGUAGACCAGGGUCCUGACACAGACCCUGAGGUUCUGGUUUUGGUGAAUAGUUUGAGAGAACUACUAAAAGAGCUGCCCAAGGCUAACAUGGCUACGCUUCGCUACAUCGUUCGCCACCUUCGAAGGAUUGCAGAGCUGGAGGAAGAUAACAAGAUGAGUCCCAGUAACUUGGGGAUUGUUUUUGGACCCUCUCUGAUGCGUCCUCGUCCAACUGGGGCCACGAUAUCCCUGUCUUCUCUGGUUGAUUAUCCCCACCAGGCCCGCAUCGUGGAGGCUCUCAUAGUCUUCUAUUCAUCCAUCUUCCAGUCCAAAACCACUCAGUCCAACAAAACCUCCCGCCCUGCUUCCAGCUCCACUCAGCAGGAAAGUCUUGUAUGUGAUAAGAUGGAGAGCUCUGCUGACGGAGAGGAUGAUGGCAGUAGAGAGGAGCAGAACAAGCUGGAGGAGGGAUGUGAAAGUUCUUUGGGCUCUCUGGGCUCUAGUGAGCAGCUCCCUGACUCGGACUCUGAGCUGGAGGAGAGUAGCCAGAGAACCCGCAGCUUGACAAAGCAGGAGAGCGAGGUGAGCAUGGACGACGACCAGCUGAGCUACAGGGACAGCCUGGACCUGUCCAGUCAGUCUGUCACCCAUACCGACCCCGAGCAGGAUGUGGAUCAGGACCAUGACCAUGACCAUUCAGAGGAGGGAGAUGCUCCCGCUCUGCCUAAUAGUGGGCCCCCUGAUGAUAGUACAGUAGAAGAGCAGGAUCUGAUGGCCUCCCUUGCCGAGCUCAACGUGAAUCAGUCUAACAAUAACAACCAACCCUACUCCCCCAUACCGAGUCUGUCAGGGCUUCCACUGGCACGCCUGUGUGGGAAAAAAUUACCCCUGACGAGAAACCGGGACGAGCCUGAGUUUGUCUGAUUUUAUGAUCAUAAUCAAAUGAGACUGCGUGAUGAUUAAAAUCGAGCACAGGCUUUAAGCUGCGCCCAACAAAGAUCAAGAGUUUUUGAUCUGUGAUGUUUGCAGCUGUUCCCUGUCACUGAAACCUCUGCACGCUUACUGCUCUUUGAUUAAAUCAAUCCUGUCAUUUCAAAAGGUUUGACUUGACUGAUAACACAUGCAUUGUUUAAUUUUUCUAGGGUGUUUUUCUACUUGUUUUACGAGCUUGAAGUGGCCAGUCAUUUCAGAACGUGUACAUUGUGCAAACUUUCCAGAUUCCCUUUAAAGUGUUGAUUUUAUUUCAGUCUUAGAAUUAAAAAUAAGUCAAACCAUUUAUCAAUGUCCUGUAUUACCCUUUAUCAAUGUUUGAACUAUUUUAAUAAAGAUUCCUUUAUGAUA
This is a messenger RNA of Melanotaenia boesemani (Boeseman's rainbowfish), 4525 nucleotides long. It is a transcript of the gene arhgap45b, whose product is annotated as Rho GTPase activating protein 45b. Gene Ontology annotation, biological process: activation of GTPase activity; signal transduction. The transcript is spliced from 24 exons. Gene Ontology annotation, cellular component: membrane. The coding region runs from base 443 to 4108 and encodes 1221 amino acids. The record is from RefSeq and is a predicted model, not a curated record. Lineage: Eukaryota; Metazoa; Chordata; Actinopteri; Atheriniformes; Melanotaeniidae. Gene Ontology annotation, molecular function: GTPase activator activity.